AUGGCUUUGGUGAGAUGGAUCUGCGCGGUCACUCUGACCAGCCUUUUCUCCACAGAGUUACAUGCUCAGCUGGAUGUAUGUGGCAUCACUCCCCUGAACACCAGGAUAGUUGGAGGAGAAGAUGCUCCACCUGGAAGUUGGCCUUGGCAGAUCAGUUUGCAGGUGUUUGGCGGCCAUUUUUGUGGUGGCUCCCUCAUUAACAGAGAGUGGGUGAUGACUGCUGCUCACUGCUUCUCAAGUACGUCAGGCUUGAAAGUGUCUCUCGGCCGUCAGAACCUGCAGGGCACAAACCCAAACGAAGAGUCUAGAAGUGUUGCCACAAUCAUUUUGCAUCCAAACUAUGACAGCGACAGCAGCAACAACGACAUUGCUCUACUCAGACUCUCGUCACCAGUGAAUCUCACUGACUACAUCCGACCUGUGUGUCUGUCAGCCAGUGACAGUGUGUUCAACAGCGGUACAGAUAGCUGGGUCACUGGCUGGGGCAACGUCAAGGAGGGAGUGUCAUUAUCGUUCCCUGGAACUCUACAAGAAGUGGAGGUUCCAGUUUUGGGCAACAGACAGUGUAACUGUCUCAAUGGAAUCGGUACAAUCACAGACAACAUGAUUUGUGCUGGUGUUCUGGCAGGAGGCAAAGACUCAUGUCAGGGAGACUCAGGAGGUCCAAUGGUGAACAAACAGGGCUCCGUCUGGGUCCAGUCUGGAGUGGUUAGUUUUGGUCUUGGUUGUGCUCGGCCCAAUCUGCCAGGAGUUUACUCCAGAGUGUCCCGUUACCAGUCCUGGAUCAACUCCAUCAUCCGCUCUGAUAGGCCCGGAUUCGUCAAGUUCACCUCCAGUGGACCGGAUGCUGACAGCAGCUACAUCUGUCCUGGUCUCCCAUCUCCUCUUAUUACAACCACUGCUGCUACUGGUCCUGCUACUGAAGGACCAGAAGCUACAACCACCCAAGCAGUGUCUCAAACCACGAGUCCCGACCUGACCAUGUCAAGUGCUAAAUUGUGUGGCAUGACUCCCCUGAGCACCAAGAUAGUUGGAGGAGAAGAUGCUCCACCUGGAAGUUGGCCUUGGCAGAUUAGUCUGCAGAUGUUUGGCGGCCAUUUUUGUGGUGGCUCCCUCAUUAACAGAGAGUGGGUGAUGACUGCUGCUCACUGCUUCUCCAGUACGUCGGGCUUGAAAGUGUCUCUCGGCCGUCAGAACCUGCAGGGCACAAACCCAAACGAAGAGUCUAGAAGUGUUGCCACAAUCAUUUUGCAUCCAAACUAUGACAGCGACAGCAGCAACAACGACAUUGCUCUACUCAGACUCUCGUCACCAGUGAAAUUCAGUGACUACAUCAGACCUGUGUGUCUGUCAGCCAGUGACAGUGUGUUCAACAGCGGUACAGAUAGCUGGGUCACUGGCUGGGGCAACGUCAAGGAGGGAGUGUCAUUAUCGUUCCCUGAACCUCUACAAGAAGUGGAGGUUCCAGUUUUGGGCAACAGACAGUGUAACUGUCUCAAUGGAGUCGGUUCAAUCACAGACAACAUGAUUUGUGCUGGUGUUCUGGCAGGAGGCAAAGACUCAUGUCAGGUGAGCCUCUUUUAUUGAUUUGUAACUUGCUCAGUCGUGUCCUCAUUUUGUCCUCAGGGAGACUCAGGAGGUCCAAUGGUGAACAAACAGGGCUCCGUCUGGGUCCAGUCUGGAGUGGUUAGUUUUGGCCUUGGUUGUGCUCGGCCCAAUCUGCCAGGAGUUUACUCCAGAGUGUCCCGUUACCAGUCCUGGAUCAACUCCAUCAUCCGCUCUGAUAGGCCCGGAUUCAUCAAGUUCACCUCCAGUGGACUGGAUGCUGACAGCAGCUACACCUGUCCUGGUCUCCCACCUCCUCUUAUUACAACCACCGCUGCUACUGGUCUUGCUACUGAAGGUCCAGAAGCUACAACCACCAAAGCAGUGUCUCAAACCAUGAGUCCCGACCUGACCAUGUCAAGUGCUAAAUUGUGUGGCAUGACUCCCCUGAGCACCAAGAUAGUUGGAGGAGAAGAUGCUCCACCUGGAAGUUGGCCUUGGCAGAUUAGUCUGCAGAUGUUUGGCGGCCAUUUUUGUGGUGGCUCCCUCAUUAACAGAGAGUGGGUGAUGACUGCUGCUCACUGCUUCUCCAGUACGUCGGGCUUGAAAGUGUCUCUCGGCCGUCAGAACCUGCAGGGCACAAACCCAAACGAAGAGUCUAGAAGUGUUGCCACAAUCAUUUUGCAUCCAAACUAUGACAGCGACAGCAGCAACAACGACAUUGCUCUACUCAGACUCUCUUCACCAGUGAAAUUCAGUGACUACAUCAGACCUGUGUGUCUGUCAGCCAGUGACAGUGUGUUCAACAGCGGUACAGAUAGCUGGGUCACUGGCUGGGGCAACGUCAAGGAGGGAGUGUCAUUAUCGUUCCCUGAAACUCUACAAGAAGUGGAGGUUCCAGUUUUGGGCAACAGACAGUGUAACUGUCUCAAUGGAGUCGGUUCAAUCACAGACAACAUGAUUUGUGCUGGUGUUCUGGCAGGAGGCAAAGACUCAUGUCAGGUGAGCCUCUUUUAUUGAUUUGUAACUUGCUCAGUCGUGUCCUCAUUUUGUCCUCAGGGAGACUCAGGAGGUCCAAUGGUGAACAAACAGGGCUCCGUCUGGGUCCAGUCUGGAGUGGUUAGUUUUGGCCUUGGUUGUGCUCGGCCCAAUCUGCCAGGAGUUUACUCCAGAGUGUCCCGUUACCAGUCCUGGAUCAACUCCAUCAUCCGCUCUGAUAGGCCCGGAUUCGUCAAGUUCACCUCCAGUGGACUGGAUGCUGACAGCAGCUACACCUGUCCUGGUCUCCCAUCUCCUCUUAUUACAACCACCGCUGCUACUGGUCUUGCUACUGAAGGUCCAGAAGCUACAACCACCAAAGCAGUGUCUCAAACCAUGAGUCCCGACCUGACCAUGUCAAGUGCUAAAUUGUGUGGCAUGACUCCCCUGAGCACCAAGAUAGUUGGAGGAGAAGAUGCUCCACCUGGAAGUUGGCCUUGGCAGAUUAGUCUGCAGAUGUUUGGCGGCCAUUUUUGUGGUGGCUCCCUCAUUAACAGAGAGUGGGUGAUGACUGCUGCUCACUGCUUCUCCAGCACAAGUACGUCGGGCUUGAAAGUUUCUCUCGGCCGUCAGAACCUGCAGGGCACCAACCCAAACGAAGAGUCUAGAAGUGUUGCCACAAUCAUUUUGCAUCCAAACUAUGACAGCGACAGCAGCAACAACGACAUUGCUCUACUCAGACUCUCGUCACCAGUGAAAUUCAGUGACUACAUCAGACCUGUGUGUCUGUCAGCCAGUGACAGUGUGUUCAACAGCGGUACAGAUAGCUGGGUCACUGGCUGGGGCAACGUCAAGGAGGGAGUGUCAUUAUCGUUCCCUGAAACUCUACAAGAAGUGGAGGUUCCAGUUUUGGGCAACAGACAGUGUAACUGUCUCAAUGGAGUCGGUUCAAUCACAGACAACAUGAUUUGUGCUGGUGUUCUGGCAGGAGGCAAAGACUCAUGUCAGGGAGACUCAGGAGGUCCAAUGGUGAACAAACAGGGCUCCGUCUGGGUCCAGUCUGGAGUGGUUAGUUUUGGCCUUGGUUGUGCUCGGCCCAAUCUGCCAGGAGUUUACUCCAGAGUGUCCCGUUACCAGUCCUGGAUCAACUCCAUCAUCCGCUCUGAUAGGCCCGGAUUCGUCAAGUUCACCUCCAGUGGACUGGAUGCUGACAGCAGCUACACCUGUCCUGGUCUCCCACCUCCUCUUAUUACAACCACCGCUGCUACUGGUCUUGCUACUGAAGGACCAGAAGCUACAACCACCAAAGCAGUGUCUCAAACCACAAUGUGUGGCAUGACUCCCCUGAGCACCAAGAUAGUUGGAGGAGAAGAUGCUCCACCUGGAAGUUGGCCUUGGCAGAUUAGUCUGCAGAUGUUUGGCGGCCAUUUUUGUGGUGGCUCCCUCAUUAACAGAGAGUGGGUGAUGACUGCUGCUCACUGCUUCUCCAGUACGUCGGGCUUGAAAGUGUCUCUCGGCCGUCAGAACCUGCAGGGCACAAACCCAAACGAAGAGUCUAGAAGUGUUGCCACAAUCAUUUUGCAUCCAAACUAUGACAGCGACAGCAGCAACAACGACAUUGCUCUACUCAGACUCUCGUCACCAGUGAAAUUCAGUGACUACAUCAGACCUGUGUGUCUGUCAGCCAGUGACAGUGUGUUCAACAGCGGUACAGAUAGCUGGGUCACUGGCUGGGGCAACGUCAAGGAGGGAGUGUCAUUAUCGUUCCCUGAAACUCUACAAGAAGUGGAGGUUCCAGUUUUGGGCAACAGACAGUGUAACUGUCUCAAUGGAGUCGGUUCAAUCACAGACAACAUGAUUUGUGCUGGUGUUCUGGCAGGAGGCAAAGACUCAUGUCAGGUGAGCCUCUUUUAUUGAUUUGUAACUUGCUCAGUCGUGUCCUCAUUUUGUCCUCAGGGAGACUCAGGAGGUCCAAUGGUGAACAAACAGGGCUCCGUCUGGGUCCAGUCUGGAGUGGUUAGUUUUGGCCUUGGUUGUGCUCGGCCCAAUCUGCCAGGAGUUUACUCCAGAGUGUCCCGUUACCAGUCCUGGAUCAACUCCAUCAUCCGCUCUGAUAGGCCCGGAUUCGUCAAGUUCACCUCCAGUGGACUGGAUGCUGACAGCAGCUACACCUGUCCUGGUCUCCCAUCUCCUCUUAUUACAACCACCGCUGCUACUGGUCUUGCUACUGAAGUGUGUGGCAUGACUCCCCUGAGCACCAAGAUAGUUGGAGGAGAAGAUGCUCCACCUGGAAGUUGGCCUUGGCAGAUUAGUCUGCAGAUGUUUGGCGGCCAUUUUUGUGGUGGCUCCCUCAUUAACAGAGAGUGGGUGAUGACUGCUGCUCACUGCUUCUCCAGUACGUCGGGCUUGAAAGUUUCUCUCGGCCGUCAGAACCUGCAGGGCACCAACCCAAACGAAGAGUCUAGAAGUGUUGCCACAAUCAUUUUGCAUCCAAACUAUGACAGCGACAGCAGCAACAACGACAUUGCUCUACUCAGACUCUCGUCACCAGUGAAAUUCAGUGACUACAUCAGACCUGUGUGUCUGUCAGCCAGUGACAGUGUGUUCAACAGCGGUACAGAUAGCUGGGUCACUGGCUGGGGCAACGUCAAGGAGGGAGUGUCAUUAUCGUUCCCUGAAACUCUACAAGAAGUGGAGGUUCCAGUUUUGGGCAACAGACAGUGUAACUGUCUCAAUGGAGUCGGUUCAAUCACAGACAACAUGAUUUGUGCUGGUGUUCUGGCAGGAGGCAAAGACUCAUGUCAGGUGAGCCUCUUUUAUUGAUUUGUAACUUGCUCAGUCGUGUCCUCAUUUUGUCCUCAGGGAGACUCAGGAGGUCCAAUGGUGAACAAACAGGGCUCCGUCUGGGUCCAGUCUGGAGUGGUUAGUUUUGGUCUUGGUUGUGCUCGGCCCAAUCUGCCAGGAGUUUACUCCAGAGUGUCCCGUUACCAGUCCUGGAUCAACUCCAUCAUCCGCUCUGAUAGGCCCGGAUUCGUCAAGUUCACCUCCAGUGGACUGGAUGCUGACAGCAGCUACACCUGUCCUGGUCUCCCACCUCCUCUUAUUACAACCACCGCUGCUACUGGUCUUGCUACUGAAGGACCAGAAGCUACAACCACCAAAGCAGUGUCUCAAACCACAAGUCCCGACCUGACCAUGUCAAGUGCUAAAUUGUGUGGCAUGACUCCCCUGAGCACCAAGAUAGUUGGAGGAGAAGAUGCUCCACCUGGAAGUUGGCCUUGGCAGAUUAGUCUGCAGAUGUUUGGCGGCCAUUUUUGUGGUGGCUCCCUCAUUAACAGAGAGUGGGUGAUGACUGCUGCUCACUGCUUCUCCAGUACGUCGGGCUUGAAAGUGUCUCUCGGCCGUCAGAACCUGCAGGGCACAAACCCAAACGAAGAGUCUAGAAGUGUUGCCACAAUCAUUUUGCAUCCAAACUAUGACAGCGACAGCAGCAACAACGACAUUGCUCUACUCAGACUCUCGUCACCAGUGAAAUUCAGUGACUACAUCAGACCUGUGUGUCUGUCAGCCAGUGACAGUGUGUUCAACAGCGGUACAGAUAGCUGGGUCACUGGCUGGGGCAACGUCAAGGAGGGAGUGUCAUUAUCGUUCCCUGAAACUCUACAAGAAGUGGAGGUUCCAGUUUUGGGCAACAGACAGUGUAACUGUCUCAAUGGAGUCGGUUCAAUCACAGACAACAUGAUUUGUGCUGGUGUUCUGGCAGGAGGCAAAGACUCAUGUCAGGGAGACUCAGGAGGUCCAAUGGUGAACAAACAGGGCUCCGUCUGGGUCCAGUCUGGAGUGGUUAGUUUUGGUCUUGGUUGUGCUCGGCCCAAUCUGCCAGGAGUUUACUCCAGAGUGUCCCGUUACCAGUCCUGGAUCAACUCCAUCAUCCGCUCUGAUAGGCCCGGAUUCGUCAAGUUCACCUCCAGUGGACUGGAUGCUGACAGCAGCUACACCUGUCCUGGUCUCCCAUCUCCUCUUAUUACAACCACCGCUGCUACUGGUCUUGCUACUGAAGUGUGUGGCAUGACUCCCCUGAGCACCAAGAUAGUUGGAGGAGAAGAUGCUCCACCUGGAAGUUGGCCUUGGCAGAUUAGUCUGCAGAUGUUUGGCGGCCAUUUUUGUGGUGGCUCCCUCAUUAACAGAGAGUGGGUGAUGACUGCUGCUCACUGCUUCUCCAGUACGUCGGGCUUGAAAGUGUCUCUCGGCCGUCAGAACCUGCAGGGCACAAACCCAAACGAAGAGUCUAGAAGUGUUGCCACAAUCAUUUUGCAUCCAAACUAUGACAGCGACAGCAGCAACAACGACAUUGCUCUACUCAGACUCUCUUCACCAGUGAAAUUCAGUGACUACAUCAGACCUGUGUGUCUGUCAGCCAGUGACAGUGUGUUCAACAGCGGUACAGAUAGCUGGGUCACUGGCUGGGGCAACGUCAAGGAGGGAGUGUCAUUAUCGUUCCCUGAAACUCUACAAGAAGUGGAGGUUCCAGUUUUGGGCAACAGACAGUGUAACUGUCUCAAUGGAGUCGGUUCAAUCACAGACAACAUGAUUUGUGCUGGUGUUCUGGCAGGAGGCAAAGACUCAUGUCAGGUGAGCCUCUUUUAUUGAUUUGUAACUUGCUCAGUCGUGUCCUCAUUUUGUCCUCAGGGAGACUCAGGAGGUCCAAUGGUGAACAAACAGGGCUCCGUCUGGGUCCAGUCUGGAGUGGUUAGUUUUGGCCUUGGUUGUGCUCGGCCCAAUCUGCCAGGAGUUUACUCCAGAGUGUCCCGUUACCAGUCCUGGAUCAACUCCAUCAUCCGCUCUGAUAGGCCCGGAUUCGUCAAGUUCACCUCCAGUGGACUGGAUGCUGACAGCAGCUACACCUGUCCUGGUCUCCCAUCUCCUCUUAUUACAACCACCGCUGCUACUGGUCUUGCUACUGAAGUGUGUGGCAUGACUCCCCUGAGCACCAAGAUAGUUGGAGGAGAAGAUGCUCCACCUGGAAGUUGGCCUUGGCAGAUUAGUCUGCAGAUGUUUGGCGGCCAUUUUUGUGGUGGCUCCCUCAUUAACAGAGAGUGGGUGAUGACUGCUGCUCACUGCUUCUCCAGUACGUCGGGCUUGAAAGUUUCUCUCGGCCGUCAGAACCUGCAGGGCACCAACCCAAACGAAGAGUCUAGAAGUGUUGCCACAAUCAUUUUGCAUCCAAACUAUGACAGCGACAGCAGCAACAACGACAUUGCUCUACUCAGACUCUCGUCACCAGUGAAAUUCAGUGACUACAUCAGACCUGUGUGUCUGUCAGCCAGUGACAGUGUGUUCAACAGCGGUACAGAUAGCUGGGUCACUGGCUGGGGCAACGUCAAGGAGGGAGUGUCAUUAUCGUUCCCUGAAACUCUACAAGAAGUGGAGGUUCCAGUUUUGGGCAACAGACAGUGUAACUGUCUCAAUGGAGUCGGUUCAAUCACAGACAACAUGAUUUGUGCUGGUGUUCUGGCAGGAGGCAAAGACUCAUGUCAGGUGAGCCUCUUUUAUUGAUUUGUAACUUGCUCAGUCGUGUCCUCAUUUUGUCCUCAGGGAGACUCAGGAGGUCCAAUGGUGAACAAACAGGGCUCCGUCUGGGUCCAGUCUGGAGUGGUUAGUUUUGGUCUUGGUUGUGCUCGGCCCAAUCUGCCAGGAGUUUACUCCAGAGUGUCCCGUUACCAGUCCUGGAUCAACUCCAUCAUCCGCUCUGAUAGGCCCGGAUUCGUCAAGUUCACCUCCAGUGGACUGGAUGCUGACAGCAGCUACACCUGUCCUGGUCUCCCACCUCCUCUUAUUACAACCACCGCUGCUACUGGUCUUGCUACUGAAGGACCAGAAGCUACAACCACCAAAGCAGUGUCUCAAACCACAAGUCCCGACCUGACCAUGUCAAGUGCUAAAUUGUGUGGCAUGACUCCCCUGAGCACCAAGAUAGUUGGAGGAGAAGAUGCUCCACCUGGAAGUUGGCCUUGGCAGAUUAGUCUGCAGAUGUUUGGCGGCCAUUUUUGUGGUGGCUCCCUCAUUAACAGAGAGUGGGUGAUGACUGCUGCUCACUGCUUCUCCAGCACAAGUACGUCGGGCUUGAAAGUGUCUCUCGGCCGUCAGAACCUGCAGGGCACAAACCCAAACGAAGAGUCUAGAAGUGUUGCCACAAUCAUUUUGCAUCCAAACUAUGACAGCGACAGCAGCAACAACGACAUUGCUCUACUCAGACUCUCGUCACCAGUGAAAAUCAGUGACUACAUCAGACCUGUGUGUCUGUCAGCCAGUGACAGUGUGUUCAACAGCGGUACAGAUAGCUGGGUCACUGGCUGGGGCAACGUCAAGGAGGGAGGUGAGUCUGAUUCUGAAACUCUACAAGAAGUGGAGGUUCCAGUUUUGGGCAACAGACAGUGUAACUGUCUCAAUGGAGUCGGUUCAAUCACAGACAACAUGAUUUGUGCUGGUGUUCUGGCAGGAGGCAAAGACUCAUGUCAGGACUUUGUGAAAUCCUCAGUCGUGUCCUCAUUUUGUCCUCAGGGAGACUCAGGAGGUCCAAUGGUGAACAAACAGGGCUCCGUCUGGGUCCAGUCUGGAGUGGUUAGUUUUGGUCUUGGUUGUGCUCGGCCCAAUCUGCCAGGAGUUUACUCCAGAGUGUCCCGUUACCAGUCCUGGAUCAACUCCAUCAUCCGCUCUGAUAGGCCCGGAUUCGUCAAGUUCACCUCCAGUGGACUGGAUGCUGACAGCAGCUACACCUGUCCUGGUCUCCCAUCUCCUCUUAUUACAACCACCGCUGCUACUGGUCUUGCUACUGAAGGUCCAGAAGCUACAACCACCAAAGCAGUGUCUCAAACCAUGAUGUGUGGCAUGACUCCCCUGAGCACCAAGAUAGUUGGAGGAGAAGAUGCUCCACCUGGAAGUUGGCCUUGGCAGAUUAGUCUGCAGAUGUUUGGCGGCCAUUUUUGUGGUGGCUCCCUCAUUAACAGAGAGUGGGUGAUGACUGCUGCUCACUGCUUCUCCAGCACAAGUACGUCGGGCUUGAAAGUGUCUCUCGGCCGUCAGAACCUGCAGGGCACAAACCCAAACGAAGAGUCUAGAAGUGUUGCCACAAUCAUUUUGCAUCCAAACUAUGACAGCGACAGCAGCAACAACGACAUUGCUCUACUCAGACUCUCGUCACCAGUGAAAUUCAGUGACUACAUCAGACCUGUGUGUCUGUCAGCCAGUGACAGUGUGUUCAACAGCGGUACAGAUAGCUGGGUCACUGGCUGGGGCAACGUCAAGGAGGGAGUGUCAUUAUCGUUCCCUGAAACUCUACAAGAAGUGGAGGUUCCAGUUUUGGGCAACAGACAGUGUAACUGUCUCAAUGGAGUCGGUUCAAUCACAGACAACAUGAUUUGUGCUGGUGUUCUGGCAGGAGGCAAAGACUCAUGUCAGGGAGACUCAGGAGGUCCAAUGGUGAACAAACAGGGCUCCGUCUGGGUCCAGUCUGGAGUGGUUAGUUUUGGUCUUGGUUGUGCUCGGCCCAAUCUGCCAGGAGUUUACUCCAGAGUGUCCCGUUACCAGUCCUGGAUCAACUCCAUCAUCCGCUCUGAUAGGCCCGGAUUCGUCAAGUUCACCUCCAGUGGACUGGAUGCUGACAGCAGCUACACCUGUCCUGGUCUCCCACCUCCUCUUAUUACAACCACCGCUGCUACUGGUCUUGCUACUGAAGGACCAGAAGCUACAACCACCAAAGCAGUGUCUCAAACCACGAGUCCCGACCUGACCAUGUCAAGUGCUAAAUUGUGUGGCAUGACUCCCCUGAGCACCAAGAUAGUUGGAGGAGAAGAUGCUCCACCUGGAAGUUGGCCUUGGCAGAUUAGUCUGCAGAUGUUUGGCGGCCAUUUUUGUGGUGGCUCCCUCAUUAACAGAGAGUGGGUGAUGACUGCUGCUCACUGCUUCUCCAGCACAAGUACGUCGGGCUUGAAAGUGUCUCUCGGCCGUCAGAACCUGCAGGGCACAAACCCAAACGAAGAGUCUAGAAGUGUUGCCACAAUCAUUUUGCAUCCAAACUAUGACAGCGACAGCAGCAACAACGACAUUGCUCUACUCAGACUCUCGUCACCAGUGAAAAUCAGUGACUACAUCAGACCUGUGUGUCUGUCAGCCAGUGACAGUGUGUUCAACAGCGGUACAGAUAGCUGGGUCACUGGCUGGGGCAACGUCAAGGAGGGAGGUGAGUCUGAUUCUGAAACUCUACAAGAAGUGGAGGUUCCAGUUUUGGGCAACAGACAGUGUAACUGUCUCAAUGGAGUCGGUUCAAUCACAGACAACAUGAUUUGUGCUGGUGUUCUGGCAGGAGGCAAAGACUCAUGUCAGGACUUUGUGAAAUCCUCAGUCGUGUCCUCAUUUUGUCCUCAGGGAGACUCAGGAGGUCCAAUGGUGAACAAACAGGGCUCCGUCUGGGUCCAGUCUGGAGUGGUUAGUUUUGGUCUUGGUUGUGCUCGGCCCAAUCUGCCAGGAGUUUACUCCAGAGUGUCCCGUUACCAGUCCUGGAUCAACUCCAUCAUCCGCUCUGAUAGGCCCGGAUUCGUCAAGUUCACCUCCAGUGGACUGGAUGCUGACAGCAGCUACACCUGUCCUGGUCUCCCAUCUCCUCUUAUUACAACCACCGCUGCUACUGGUCUUGCUACUGAAGGUCCAGAAGCUACAACCACCAAAGCAGUGUCUCAAACCAUGAUGUGUGGCAUGACUCCCCUGAGCACCAAGAUAGUUGGAGGAGAAGAUGCUCCACCUGGAAGUUGGCCUUGGCAGAUUAGUCUGCAGAUGUUUGGCGGCCAUUUUUGUGGUGGCUCCCUCAUUAACAGAGAGUGGGUGAUGACUGCUGCUCACUGCUUCUCCAGCACAAGUACGUCGGGCUUGAAAGUGUCUCUCGGCCGUCAGAACCUGCAGGGCACAAACCCAAACGAAGAGUCUAGAAGUGUUGCCACAAUCAUUUUGCAUCCAAACUAUGACAGCGACAGCAGCAACAACGACAUUGCUCUACUCAGACUCUCUUCACCAGUGAAAUUCAGUGUCUACAUCAGACCUGUGUGUCUGUCAGCCAGUGACAGUGUGUUCAACAGCGGUACAGAUAGCUGGGUCACUGGCUGGGGCAACGUCAAGGAGGGAGUGUCAUUAUCGUUCCCUGAAACUCUACAAGAAGUGGAGGUUCCAGUUUUGGGCAACAGACAGUGUAACUGUCUCAAUGGAGUCGGUUCAAUCACAGACAACAUGAUUUGUGCUGGUGUUCUGGCAGGAGGCAAAGACUCAUGUCAGGGAGACUCAGGAGGUCCAAUGGUGAACAAACAGGGCUCCGUCUGGGUCCAGUCUGGAGUGGUUAGUUUUGGCCUUGGUUGUGCUCGGCCCAAUCUGCCAGGAGUUUACUCCAGAGUGUCCCGUUACCAGUCCUGGAUCAACUCCAUCAUCCGCUCUGAUAGGCCCGGAUUCGUCAAGUUCACCUCCAGUGGACUGGAUGCUGACAGCAGCUACACCUGUCCUGGUCUCCCAUCUCCUCUUAUUACAACCACCGCUGCUACUGGUCUUGCUACUGAAGUGUGUGGCAUGACUCCCCUGAGCACCAAGAUAGUUGGAGGAGAAGAUGCUCCACCUGGAAGUUGGCCUUGGCAGAUUAGUCUGCAGAUGUUUGGCGGCCAUUUUUGUGGUGGCUCCCUCAUUAACAGAGAGUGGGUGAUGACUGCUGCUCACUGCUUCUCCAGUACGUCGGGCUUGAAAGUUUCUCUCGGCCGUCAGAACCUGCAGGGCACCAACCCAAACGAAGAGUCUAGAAGUGUUGCCACAAUCAUUUUGCAUCCAAACUAUGACAGCGACAGCAGCAACAACGACAUUGCUCUACUCAGACUCUCGUCACCAGUGAAAUUCAGUGACUACAUCAGACCUGUGUGUCUGUCAGCCAGUGACAGUGUGUUCAACAGCGGUACAGAUAGCUGGGUCACUGGCUGGGGCAACGUCAAGGAGGGAGUGUCAUUAUCGUUCCCUGAAACUCUACAAGAAGUGGAGGUUCCAGUUUUGGGCAACAGACAGUGUAACUGUCUCAAUGGAGUCGGUUCAAUCACAGACAACAUGAUUUGUGCUGGUGUUCUGGCAGGAGGCAAAGACUCAUGUCAGGUGAGCCUCUUUUAUUGAUUUGUAACUUGCUCAGUCGUGUCCUCAUUUUGUCCUCAGGGAGACUCAGGAGGUCCAAUGGUGAACAAACAGGGCUCCGUCUGGGUCCAGUCUGGAGUGGUUAGUUUUGGCCUUGGUUGUGCUCGGCCCAAUCUGCCAGGAGUUUACUCCAGAGUGUCCCGUUACCAGUCCUGGAUCAACUCCAUCAUCCGCUCUGAUAGGCCCGGAUUCGUCAAGUUCACCUCCAGUGGACUGGAUGCUGACAGCAGCUACACCUGUCCUGGUCUCCCACCUCCUCUUAUUACAACCACCGCUGCUACUGGUCUUGCUACUGAAGGUCCAGAAGCUACAACCACCAAAGCAGUGUCUCAAACCAUGAGUCCCGACCUGACCAUGUCAAGUGCUAAAUUGUGUGGCAUGACUCCCCUGAGCACCAAGAUAGUUGGAGGAGAAGAUGCUCCACCUGGAAGUUGGCCUUGGCAGAUUAGUCUGCAGAUGUUUGGCGGCCAUUUUUGUGGUGGCUCCCUCAUUAACAGAGAGUGGGUGAUGACUGCUGCUCACUGCUUCUCCAGUACGUCAGGCUUGAAAGUUUCUCUCGGCCGUCACAACCUGCAGGGCACAAACCCAAACGAAGAGUCUAGAAGUGUUGCCACAAUCAUUUUGCAUCCAAACUAUGACAGCGACAGCAGCAACAACGACAUUGCUCUACUCAGACUCUCGUCACCAGUGAAAUUCAGUGACUACAUCAGACCUGUGUGUCUGUCAGCCAGUGACAGUGUGUUCAACAGCGGUACAGAUAGCUGGGUCACUGGCUGGGGCAACGUCAAGGAGGGAGUGUCAUUAUCGUUCCCUGAAACUCUACAAGAAGUGGAGGUUCCAGUUUUGGGCAACAGACAGUGUAACUGUCUCAAUGGAGUCGGUUCAAUCACAGACAACAUGAUUUGUGCUGGUGUUCUGGCAGGAGGCAAAGACUCAUGUCAGGUGAGCCUCUUUUAUUGAUUUGUCACUUGUCGGUCAGUGGUUGAGGAUUUUGUGAAAUCCUCAGUCAUGUCCUCAUUUUGUCCUCAGGGAGACUCAGGAGGUCCAAUGGUGAACAAACAGGGCUCCGUCUGGGUCCAGUCUGGAGUGGUUAGUUUUGGUCUUGGUUGUGCUCGGCCCAAUCUGCCAGGAGUUUACUCCAGAGUGUCCCGUUACCAGUCCUGGAUCAACUCCAUCAUCCGCUCUGAUAGGCCCGGAUUCGUCAAGUUCACCUCCAGUGGACUGGAUGCUGACAGCAGCUACACCUGUCCUGGUCUCCCACCUCCUCUUAUUACAACCACCGCUGCUACUGGUCUUGCUACUGAAGGACCAGAAGCUACAACCACCAAAGCAGUGUCUCAAACCACAAGUCCCGACCUGACCAUGUCAAGUGCUAAAUUGUGUGGCAUGACUCCCCUGAGCACCAAGAUAGUUGGAGGAGAAGAUGCUCCACCUGGAAGUUGGCCUUGGCAGAUUAGUCUGCAGAUGUUUGGCGGCCAUUUUUGUGGUGGCUCCCUCAUUAACAGAGAGUGGGUGAUGACUGCUGCUCACUGCUUCUCCAGCACAAGUACGUCGGGCUUGAAAGUGUCUCUCGGCCGUCAGAACCUGCAGGGCACAAACCCAAACGAAGAGUCUAGAAGUGUUGCCACAAUCAUUUUGCAUCCAAACUAUGACAGCGACAGCAGCAACAACGACAUUGCUCUACUCAGACUCUCGUCACCAGUGAAAUUCAGUGACUACAUCAGACCUGUGUGUCUGUCAGCCAGUGACAGUGUGUUCAACAGCGGUACAGAUAGCUGGGUCACUGGCUGGGGCAACGUCAAGGAGGGAGGUGAGUCUGAUUCUGAAACUCUACAAGAAGUGGAGGUUCCAGUUUUGGGCAACAGACAGUGUAACUGUCUCAAUGGAGUCGGUUCAAUCACAGACAACAUGAUUUGUGCUGGUGUUCUGGCAGGAGGCAAAGACUCAUGUCAGGACUUUGUGAAAUCCUCAGUCGUGUCCUCAUUUUGUCCUCAGGGAGACUCAGGAGGUCCAAUGGUGAACAAACAGGGCUCCGUCUGGGUCCAGUCUGGAGUGGUUAGUUUUGGUCUUGGUUGUGCUCGGCCCAAUCUGCCAGGAGUUUACUCCAGAGUGUCCCGUUACCAGUCCUGGAUCAACUCCAUCAUCCGCUCUGAUAGGCCCGGAUUCGUCAAGUUCACCUCCAGUGGACUGGAUGCUGACAGCAGCUACACCUGUCCUGGUCUCCCAUCUCCUCUUAUUACAACCACCGCUGCUACUGGUCUUGCUACUGAAGGUCCAGAAGCUACAACCACCAAAGCAGUGUCUCAAACCAUGAUGUGUGGCAUGACUCCCCUGAGCACCAAGAUAGUUGGAGGAGAAGAUGCUCCACCUGGAAGUUGGCCUUGGCAGAUUAGUCUGCAGAUGUUUGGCGGCCAUUUUUGUGGUGGCUCCCUCAUUAACAGAGAGUGGGUGAUGACUGCUGCUCACUGCUUCUCCAGCACAAGUACGUCGGGCUUGAAAGUGUCUCUCGGCCGUCAGAACCUGCAGGGCACAAACCCAAACGAAGAGUCUAGAAGUGUUGCCACAAUCAUUUUGCAUCCAAACUAUGACAGCGACAGCAGCAACAACGACAUUGCUCUACUCAGACUCUCGUCACCAGUGAAAUUCAGUGACUACAUCAGACCUGUGUGUCUGUCAGCCAGUGACAGUGUGUUCAACAGCGGUACAGAUAGCUGGGUCACUGGCUGGGGCAACGUCAAGGAGGGAGUGUCAUUAUCGUUCCCUGAAACUCUACAAGAAGUGGAGGUUCCAGUUUUGGGCAACAGACAGUGUAACUGUCUCAAUGGAGUCGGUUCAAUCACAGACAACAUGAUUUGUGCUGGUGUUCUGGCAGGAGGCAAAGACUCAUGUCAGGGAGACUCAGGAGGUCCAAUGGUGAACAAACAGGGCUCCGUCUGGGUCCAGUCUGGAGUGGUUAGUUUUGGUCUUGGUUGUGCUCGGCCCAAUCUGCCAGGAGUUUACUCCAGAGUGUCCCGUUACCAGUCCUGGAUCAACUCCAUCAUCCGCUCUGAUAGGCCCGGAUUCGUCAAGUUCACCUCCAGUGGACUGGAUGCUGACAGCAGCUACACCUGUCCUGGUCUCCCACCUCCUCUUAUUACAACCACCGCUGCUACUGGUCUUGCUACUGAAGGACCAGAAGCUACAACCACCAAAGCAGUGUCUCAAACCACAAGUCCCGACCUGACCAUGUCAAGUGCUAAAUUGUGUGGCAUGACUCCCCUGAGCACCAAGAUAGUUGGAGGAGAAGAUGCUCCACCUGGAAGUUGGCCUUGGCAGAUUAGUCUGCAGAUGUUUGGCGGCCAUUUUUGUGGUGGCUCCCUCAUUAACAGAGAGUGGGUGAUGACUGCUGCUCACUGCUUCUCCAGCACAAGUACGUCGGGCUUGAAAGUGUCUCUCGGCCGUCAGAACCUGCAGGGCACAAACCCAAACGAAGAGUCUAGAAGUGUUGCCACAAUCAUUUUGCAUCCAAACUAUGACAGCGACAGCAGCAACAACGACAUUGCUCUACUCAGACUCUCGUCACCAGUGAAAUUCAGUGACUACAUCAGACCUGUGUGUCUGUCAGCCAGUGACAGUGUGUUCAACAGCGGUACAGAUAGCUGGGUCACUGGCUGGGGCAACGUCAAGGAGGGAGGUGAGUCUGAUUCUGAAACUCUACAAGAAGUGGAGGUUCCAGUUUUGGGCAACAGACAGUGUAACUGUCUCAAUGGAGUCGGUUCAAUCACAGACAACAUGAUUUGUGCUGGUGUUCUGGCAGGAGGCAAAGACUCAUGUCAGGACUUUGUGAAAUCGUCAGUCGUGUCCUCAUUUUGUCCUCAGGGAGACUCAGGAGGUCCAAUGGUGAACAAACAGGGCUCCGUCUGGGUCCAGUCUGGAGUGGUUAGUUUUGGCCUUGGUUGUGCUCGGCCCAAUCUGCCAGGAGUUUACUCCAGAGUGUCCCGUUACCAGUCCUGGAUCAACUCCAUCAUCCGCUCUGAUAGGCCCGGAUUCGUCAAGUUCACCUCCAGUGGACUGGAUGCUGACAGCAGCUACACCUGUCCUGGUCUCCCAUCUCCUCUUAUUACAACCACCGCUGCUACUGGUCUUGCUACUGAAGGUCCAGAAGCUACAACCACCAAAGCAGUGUCUCAAACCACGAUGUGUGGCAUGACUCCCCUGAGCACCAAGAUAGUUGGAGGAGAAGAUGCUCCACCUGGAAGUUGGCCUUGGCAGAUUAGUCUGCAGAUGUUUGGCGGCCAUUUUUGUGGUGGCUCCCUCAUUAACAGAGAGUGGGUGAUGACUGCUGCUCACUGCUUCUCCAGCACAAGUACGUCGGGCUUGAAAGUGUCUGUCGGCCGUCAGAACCUGCAGGGCACAAACCCAAACGAAGAGUCUAGAAGUGUUGCCACAAUCAUUUUGCAUCCAAACUAUGACAGCGACAGCAGCAACAACGACAUUGCUCUACUCAGACUCUCGUCACCAGUGAAAUUCAGUGACUACAUCAGACCUGUGUGUCUGUCAGCCAGUGACAGUGUGUUCAACAGCGGUACAGAUAGCUGGGUCACUGGCUGGGGCAACGUCAAGGAGGGAGUGUCAUUAUCGUUCCCUGAAACUCUACAAGAAGUGGAGGUUCCAGUUUUGGGCAACAGACAGUGUAACUGUCUCAAUGGAGUCGGUUCAAUCACAGACAACAUGAUUUGUGCUGGUGUUCUGGCAGGAGGCAAAGACUCAUGUCAGGGAGACUCAGGAGGUCCAAUGGUGAACAAACAGGGCUCCGUCUGGGUCCAGUCUGGAGUUGUUAGUUUUGGCCUUGGUUGUGCUCGGCCCAAUCUGCCAGGAGUUUACGCCAGAGUGUCCCGUUACCAGUCCUGGAUCAACUCCAUCAUCCGCUCUGAUAGGCCCGGAUUCGUCAAGUUCACCUCCAGUGGACUGGAUGCUGACAGCAGCUACACCUGUCCUGGUCUCCCACCUCCUCUUAUUACAACCACCGCUGCUACUGGUCUUGCUACUGAAGGACCAGAAGCUACAACCACCAAAGCAGUGUCUCAAACCACAAUGUGUGGCAUGACUCCCCUGAGCACCAAGAUAGUUGGAGGAGAAGAUGCUCCACCUGGAAGUUGGCCUUGGCAGAUUAGUCUGCAGAUGUUUGGCGGCCAUUUUUGUGGUGGCUCCCUCAUUAACAGAGAGUGGGUGAUGACUGCUGCUCACUGCUUCUCCAGUACGUCGGGCUUGAAAGUGUCUCUCGGCCGUCAGAACCUGCAGGGCACAAACCCAAACGAAGAGUCUAGAAGUGUUGCCACAAUCAUUUUGCAUCCAAACUAUGACAGCGACAGCAGCAACAACGACAUUGCUCUACUCAGACUCUCGUCACCAGUGAAAUUCAGUGACUACAUCAGACCUGUGUGUCUGUCAGCCAGUGACAGUGUGUUCAACAGCGGUACAGAUAGCUGGGUCACUGGCUGGGGCAACGUCAAGGAGGGAGUGUCAUUAUCGUUCCCUGAAACUCUACAAGAAGUGGAGGUUCCAGUUUUGGGCAACAGACAGUGUAACUGUCUCAAUGGAGUCGGUUCAAUCACAGACAACAUGAUUUGUGCUGGUGUUCUGGCAGGAGGCAAAGACUCAUGUCAGGUGAGCCUCUUUUAUUGAUUUGUCACUUGCUCAGUCGUGUCCUCAUUUUGUCCUCAGGGAGACUCAGGAGGUCCAAUGGUGAACAAACAGGGCUCCGUCUGGGUCCAGUCUGGAGUGGUUAGUUUUGGUCUUGGUUGUGCUCGGCCCAAUCUGCCAGGAGUUUACUCCAGAGUGUCCCGUUACCAGUCCUGGAUCAACUCCAUCAUCCGCUCUGAUAGGCCCGGAUUCGUCAAGUUCACCUCCAGUGGACUGGAUGCUGACAGCAGCUACACCUGUCCUGGUCUCCCACCUCCUCUUAUUACAACCACCGCUGCUACUGUGUGUGGCAUGACUCCCCUGAGCACCAAGAUAGUUGGAGGAGAAGAUGCUCCACCUGGAAGUUGGCCUUGGCAGAUUAGUCUGCAGAUGUUUGGCGGCCAUUUUUGUGGUGGCUCCCUCAUUAACAGAGAGUGGGUGAUGACUGCUGCUCACUGCUUCUCCAGUACGUUGGGCUUGAAAGUUUCUCUCGGCCGUCAGAACCUGCAGGGCACAAACCCAAACGAAGAGUCUAGAAGUGUUGCCACAAUCAUUUUGCAUCCAAACUAUGACAGCGACAGCAGCAACAACGACAUUGCUCUACUCAGACUCUCGUCACCAGUGAAAUUCAGUGACUACAUCAGACCUGUGUGUCUGUCAGCCAGUGACAGUGUGUUCAACAGCGGUACAGAUAGCUGGGUCACUGGCUGGGGCAACGUCAAGGAGGGAGUGUCAUUAUCUUUCCCUGAAACUCUACAAGAAGUGGAGGUUCCAGUUUUGGGCAACAGACAGUGUAACUGUCUCAAUGGAGUCGGUUCAAUCACAGACAACAUGAUUUGUGCUGGUGUUCUGGCAGGAGGCAAAGACUCAUGUCAGGUGAGCCUCUUUUAUUGAUUUGUAACUUGCUCAGUCGUGUCCUCAUUUUGUCCUCAGGGAGACUCAGGAGGUCCAAUGGUGAACAAACAGGGCUCCGUCUGGGUCCAGUCUGGAGUGGUUAGUUUUGGUCUUGGUUGUGCUCGGCCCAAUCUGCCAGGAGUUUACUCCAGAGUGUCCCGUUACCAGUCCUGGAUCAACUCCAUCAUCCGCUCUGAUAGGCCCGGAUUCGUCAAGUUCACCUCCAGUGGACUGGAUGCUGACAGCAGCUACACCUGUCCUGGUCUCCCACCUCCUUUUAUUACAACCACGGCUGCUACUGGUCUUGCUACUGAAGGUCCAGAAGCUACAACCACCAAAGCAGUGUCUCAAACCACGAGUCCCGACCUGACCAUGUCAAGUGCUAAAUUGUGUGGCAUGACUCCCCUGAGCACCAAGAUAGUUGGAGGAGAAGAUGCUCCACCUGGAAGUUGGCCUUGGCAGAUUAGUCUGCAGAUGUUUGGCGGCCAUUUUUGUGGUGGCUCCCUCAUUAACAGAGAGUGGGUGAUGACUGCUGCUCACUGCUUCUCCAGUACAUCGGGCUUGAAAGUUUCUCUCGGCCGUCAGAACCUGCAGGGCACAAACCCAAACGAAGAGUCUAGAAGUGUUGCCACAAUCAUUUUGCAUCCAAACUAUGACAGCGACAGCAGCAACAACGACAUUGCUCUACUCAGACUCUCGUCACCAGUGAAAUUCAGUGACUACAUCAGACCUGUGUGUCUGUCAGCCAGUGACAGUGUGUUCAACAGCGGUACAGAUAGCUGGGUCACUGGCUGGGGCAACGUCAAGGAGGGAGUGUCAUUAUCGUUCCCUGAAACUCUACAAGAAGUGGAGGUUCCAGUUUUGGGCAACAGACAGUGUAACUGUCUCAAUGGAGUCGGUACAAUCACAGACAACAUGAUUUGUGCUGGUGUUCUGGCAGGAGGCAAAGACUCAUGUCAGGGAGACUCAGGAGGUCCAAUGGUGAACAAACAGGGCUCCGUCUGGGUCCAGUCUGGAGUGGUUAGUUUUGGUCUUGGUUGUGCUCGGCCCAAUCUGCCAGGAGUUUACUCCAGAGUGUCCCGUUACCAGUCCUGGAUCAACUCCAUCAUCCGCUCUGAUAGGCCCGGAUUCGUCAAGUUCACCUCCAGUGGACAGGAUGCUGACAGCAGCUACACCUGUCCUGGUCUCCCACCUCCUCUUAUUACAACCACCGCUGCUACUGGUCUUGCUACUGAAGGACCAGAAGCUACAACCACCAAAGCAGUGUCUCAAACCACGAUCUGUGGCAUGACUCCCCUGAGCACCAAGAUAGUUGGAGGAGAAGAUGCUCCACCUGGAAGUUGGCCUUGGCAGAUUAGUCUGCAGAUGUUUGGCGGCCAUUUUUGUGGUGGCUCCCUCAUUAACAGAGAGUGGGUGAUGACUGCUGCUCACUGCUUCUCCAGUACGUCGGGCUUGAAAGUUUCUCUCGGCCGUCAGAACCUGCAGGGCACAAACCCAAACGAAGAGUCUAGAAGUGUUGCCACAAUCAUUUUGCAUCCAAACUAUGACAGCGACAGCAGCAACAACGACAUUGCUCUACUCAGACUCUCGUCACCAGUGAAAUUCAGUGACUACAUCAGACCUGUGUGUCUGUCAGCCAGUGACAGUGUGUUCAACAGCGGUACAGAUAGCUGGGUCACUGGCUGGGGCAACGUCAAGGAGGGAGUGUCAUUAUCGUUCCCUGGAACUCUACAAGAAGUGGAGGUUCCAGUUUUGGGCAACAGACAGUGUAACUGUCUCAAUGGAGUCGGUUCAAUCACAGACAACAUGAUUUGUGCUGGUGUUCUGGCAGGAGGCAAAGACUCAUGUCAGGGAGACUCAGGAGGUCCAAUGGUGAACAAACAGGGCUCCGUCUGGGUCCAGUCUGGAGUGGUUAGUUUUGGUCUUGGUUGUGCUCGGCCCAAUCUGCCAGGAGUUUACUCCAGAGUGUCCCGUUACCAGUCCUGGAUCAACUCCAUCAUCCGCUCUGAUAGUCCCGGAUUCGUCAAGUUCACCUCCAGUGGACUGGAUGCUGACAGCAGCUACACCUGUCCUGGUCUCCCAUCUCCUCUUAUUACAACCACUGCUGCUACUGUGUGUGGAAUCACUCCCCUGAACACCAAGAUAGUUGGAGGAGAAGAUGCUCCACCUGGAAGUUGGCCUUGGCAGAUUAGUCUGCAGAUGUUUGGCGGCCAUUUUUGUGGUGGCUCCCUCAUUAACAGAGAGUGGGUGAUGACUGCUGCUCACUGCUUCUCCAGUACGUCUGGAUUGCAAGUUUCUCUCGGCCGUCAGAACCUGCAGGGCACAAACCCAAACGAAGAGUCUAGAAGUGUUGCCACAAUCAUUUUGCAUCCAAACUAUAACAGCGAUAGCAGCAACAACGACAUUGCUCUACUCAGACUCUCGUCACCAGUGAAAUUCAGUGACUACAUCAGACCUGUGUGUCUGUCAGCCAGUGACAGUGUGUUCAACAGCGGUACAGAUAGCUGGGUCACUGGCUGGGGCAACGUCAAGGAGGGAGUGUCAUUAUCGUUCCCUGGAACUCUACAAGAAGUGGAGGUUCCAGUUUUGGGCAACAGACAGUGUAACUGUCUCAAUGGAAUCGGUACAAUCACAGACAACAUGAUUUGUGCUGGUGUUCUGGCAGGAGGCAAAGACUCAUGUCAGGGAGACUCAGGAGGUCCAAUGGUGAACAAACAGGGCUCCGUCUGGGUCCAGUCUGGAGUGGUUAGUUUUGGUCUUGGUUGUGCUCGGCCCAAUCUGCCAGGAGUUUACUCCAGAGUGUCCCGUUACCAGUCCUGGAUCAACUCCAUCAUCCGCUCUGAUAGGCCCGGAUUCGUCAAGUUCACCUCCAGUGGACCGGAUGCUGACAGCAGCUACAUCUGUCCUGGUCUCCCAUCUCCUCUUAUUACAACCACUGCUGCUACUGGUCCUGCUACUGAAGGACCAGAAGCUACAACCACCCAAGCAGUGUCUCAAACCACAAGUCCCGAUUUGACCAUGUCAAGUGCUUCCACAACAUCUGCAUCUACAACAAAGCCAAGUACCUUAGUGACUCCUACAAGACCAGUGUGUGGCAAAGCUACCUUAAACAGUCGUGCUGUAGGCGACAGCAGUGUUGUUCUUGGAGGAAUGUGGCCCUGGAUGGUGAGCCUCCACAAAAACGGGGUCUUUACAUGUGGAGGAACCCUCAUCGCUGAUAUGUUUGUCCUCACCUCCGGCCAGUGCUUCUCCACCUCCAGUCCAAAUGUUCUCGAGUGGAGAGUGUUUCUUGGCCAGCGACUUGUGGGCAGUUCUGAAGAGUUUGAAAUGUCUGUGGGUGUUGUGAAGAUUAUCCUGAGUAAAUUGACAGGCUUUAACAUUGCUGUACUGCAGCUGGAGAAACCAGUCAGCUACACAGAUUAUAUCCAGCCUGUGUGUCUGGAUAGCAACAAUGACAGAUCCUUCCCCGUUGGUAGUCAAUGCUGGCUGCCAGGCUGGGGGAUGGGCAGUAAGAAUGGAGUUGCUGACAAAGCUGGCUCAAGUCUGCGAGACCUUGAAACUCAAGUGGUAAACUGUGGGAGCGUUUCUGAUUCGGACAGCAUUUGCACUUUUGCCGUAAACCUUCAAGAGGGGGAUCAGGGCAGCCCUCUGCUCUGUAAAUCAGACUCCUCUUGGUUCCAGGCAGCCGUUGUCACAAUGAAUGGGAAUAAAUCCGUGCGGGCAGAUAUUCAGUCAUUUGCCAAAACCUCAAAAUUCGGGUCAUUCUUAAAGGAGACGGUUGGUGAUUUGCCAUCUCCUGCAGUGUCUACAACAGCAAAUGCAGCAGAAAAAGCAUUUUCCUUGUUCUUUAGCUUUGCUGUCGUUAUUACCUCCAUGUUCCUGUUGUAAUGAUGUUGUAUUUGUUGAAGCUGCGUGUAAUAGUCCAAUACUAUGAACGCACUUACAAUACUCAGGUCGAACAAAAGAGAAUACACCAUGAGGCAU
Molecule: messenger RNA, 23268 nt
Organism: Platichthys flesus (European flounder)
Lineage: Eukaryota; Metazoa; Chordata; Actinopteri; Pleuronectiformes; Pleuronectidae
Biological process (GO): proteolysis
Molecular function (GO): serine-type endopeptidase activity; receptor tyrosine kinase binding
Source: RefSeq, a predicted model, not a curated record